Messenger RNA from Pisolithus orientalis, 3254 nucleotides. RefSeq names its product P-loop containing nucleoside triphosphate hydrolase protein. Lineage: Eukaryota; Fungi; Basidiomycota; Agaricomycetes; Boletales; Pisolithaceae. Gene Ontology annotation, molecular function: DNA translocase activity; ATP binding; ATP-dependent chromatin remodeler activity. Gene Ontology annotation, biological process: double-strand break repair via homologous recombination; reciprocal meiotic recombination. The record is from RefSeq and is a predicted model, not a curated record. The coding region runs from base 83 to 3160 and encodes 1025 amino acids. Gene Ontology annotation, cellular component: nucleus. The transcript is spliced from 28 exons.
ACGCAUCUUCGAACCAUCCACCGCCAGUAGUCGAACCCCUUGACUUCGCAUUCCCCUGCAACCUAAUCGGACUAGAGUCUCCAUGCUUGGUGAAAAGCGGAAGUCGCAGUCAUUAGAACAUCCCGUACGGAAGAGGACUGCUCUAGACACUUCCAGUGCCGGCACGAGUAACCGUGACAAUUCCAACCACGGGCAACUGUUUUGGAUGAUACAAUGGCGAUACCCUCAAUACAAGAAACAUAAGACAUGGGAUGGAGACGCGGUACUUGUGAUGAAUGGCUCGAAAGGAACCCUAUAUGAUCUUGAGGGAAAAUUUAUGGGGUCAGGCUCACUUAACACAGCCGACCUGGAGGUCGGUGGAGAAUACCAAUGCGGGGGAAGAGAAAUUGGGAUCGAUCGUUCUAUAUCGCGCGCUGACUAUUUAUCUGGAAGAUGCUUUGGCCGCGACCCCCAACCCACUCCCACUGCGAAGAGUUCAGCACCUUCGAAACAGUUCACACCAUUGAAGCCUAGCAAACUCACCGCACCAUAUAAAGCGCCAGCCAUUCAUAGGCCAGUAGUAGAACUCGAACCCGUAGAUUUGAGUUCGACGGGUUCUAGCAAAUCUCCACAAAGACGAGAGGCUCACAUGUACUGGACAGCCAAUUGGCGCAAACAACAAACUAAAAAACACAAGACCUGGGAUGGAGACGCGUUCGUCAGCCUUGUAGGCAAGAAGCUGAUGGUGAUAUCCCAGCAGGGCACAAUAUUUGGGCGCAAGGAUUGGACUGGCCAUGAGCUACAAAGUGGUUACCGCUUUUAUAUCGGGAGUAAGGAAGUGGAGUUGGAUGCUCCCGUGGAGGCUUCCCAAAUGCCCCGUAUCAUCGACGUUGAAAUUGAAAACCAUGAUCCGGGUGCUGAAGGCGUGGACGGUCUCCCUGCUAUGACAUCCAACCCGCCUCAAGUUCAUUUCCCGGGGACGGAUAAUGCUACCCACAUUCAACGGUCUCAACACAAAUUUAUUUCUCCUGUGUCAUUUUACGGCCAGAUACCCGAGACGAAGCCUAAGGGCCCUCUUCAUAACCCUGAUGCCGAGGGCGCGGUAGUGAUGAAAAUGCCGACGAAAGAGCAUUCGGAGAAAUUUAACAAAAAAGGGUUGCCCGUAAUUGCUGUUGUGCUGGAUCCGAUAGUUGCGAGACACUUGCGUCCUCACCAAAUUGAAGGCGUGAAGUUUCUGUACGAAUGCGUUAUGGGUAUGAAGAAACAUGAAGGCCAGGGAUGUAUCCUCGCAGAUGAGAUUGUCGAAGAGCAAAACCCAUAUGGUGGAGGAGGAGUCAUUGGGAAGGCGUUGAUCGUGUGCCCCGUGUCACUGAUCAAUAACUGGCGCGCUGAAUUUCGGAAAUGGCUUGGUCGUGACCGCGUCGGUGUUUUCACUGGCGAAAAGGAUAAAUCCUCGAUCAAGCAUUUCAUAAAUUCAAGAAUCCACCAAGUGCUUGUUAUUGGAUAUGAGAAAUUGCGAAGCGUGAUCCCCCCGAUUGGACUUAUUAUCUGCGAUGAAGGGCACAGAUUAAAGUCAGCAAAUAAUAAGACCUCAACGGUGUUUAAAGCCCUGCGCACGCCUCGCCGAAUUAUUCUUUCUGGUACCCCUAUUCAGAAUGACCUGAGUGAAUUCCACGCAAUGGCUGAUUUCUGUAAUCCUGGUCUGCUCGAUGAUUACCCUACCUUUCGCCGUGUAUAUGAGCUGCCAAUUCUGAAGAGCCGAGUUCCGGAUUGCACUCCGAAGGAAUUGGAGCUCGGGGAAGCACGCGCGGCGCAGUUGACAGCGAUAGGCAAGAGUUUCGUGUUGCGUCGUGAAGCUUCGAUUCUCAAGAAUUACCUGCCACCCAAGCACGAAUAUGUCGUUUUUGUGACUCCCACGCAGUUACAAUUGUCAAUGUUUGCAGCAAUUCUUCAUCCUGAGAAGCUGGCUGCUCUGGUUGAGGGGUCUACCGCAGAGUCUCUUGCCCUGAUCAACAUGCUUACCAAAGUUAGCAAUAGUCCCGUACUCCUGAAAGCCCAAGUAGAGAAAGCAAAGCUGUCCAAAUCAGGCCCUAUCGUUCGCCCUGGAGUGACUGAUGCGCUGAACCUACUUCCCGGGAAUACGCCGAUGGAAGACUUCUCGAUUAGUGGCAAGCUUACUGCGGUAGCCAAUCUGCUGAGGGCGAUUCGAGAACAUACUAAGGAAAAGUGUAUCAUCGUCUCUCAUUACACCUCAACUCUCAACGUAAUCGAGGCGUUUUGCAAGAAGAAUUCUUACACGUACCUCCGCUUAGACGGACAAACACCGGCUAACAAACGGCAGGAAUAUGUCAAUGUGUUCAACAAGUCUUCACAGCAGAGUCAUUUUCUGUUCCUUCUCAGUGCCAAAGCAGGAGGGGUCGGCUUGAAUCUCAUCGGCGCGUCACGAUUGUGUUUGAUCGAUUCUGAUUGGAAUCCGAGUCAUGACUUACAGUCUAUGGCACGCAUCCAUCGUGACGGUCAGAAGCGACCAGUGUUCAUCUACAGGUUUCUCACCGCUGGUACAAUUGAUGAGAAAAUCUAUCAGCGGCAAGUUACGAAGAUUGGACUGAGUGACUGUAAUUCCGGGUCUAAAGCAGAUUCAUUCACGCGGAAAGAGCUUCGUGACAUCUUCCGCGUACAUCCAGACACUGGUUGUCAUACCCAUGCUUUGCUGGGCUGUGGUUGCGGCGGACGAGUGUCCGCCUUCGAGGGCGCCGACGACAAGAGUGAGAGAGAAGAGAUUUCUUGUGAAGACGCCGCACCACUCGUGGAUAACUUCGUAGUGGCCUCACAACUCACCAAAGCCCACUUGGAUGAAAUGGACAAGGCGGAUCUGCAGAAGAAGAGGGCAGAACUUGCAAGUUUAGGAGAGUGGACGCACAUCGACUGUCUUCGCCGUGUGGCCCCUGAUGAGAUACAAGAUGACAUUCUCCGACACCUUCUUCAUCCAAUCAACGGUGACUUAGAAGUGGAGGAAGCUUCCAGACUGGAUAAAUUACUAGCGGCUGCCGACCUUGACAACCUCGCAGCGAUGUCGGACGACGCACAGUUGGCUCGCGACGUUCCGGGUGGAACAAUUUCAUUUUUAUUUGAGAAGACAUCCAAUUCCAACUUUGGCGACCACGAAGCAGAAGAUGGGUAAUUAGUUCUGUACAUCCACCCCCCCCCCCCCCCCCCCGAUCCAGUCGGACUAUGUAUCACAGAGAUCAGUAGAUAUUACGUAAUAGCCAACCCUG